This is a messenger RNA of Linum trigynum, 801 nucleotides long. The record is from the annotation of a GenBank genome assembly. NCBI's taxonomy places the organism in Eukaryota, Viridiplantae, Streptophyta, Magnoliopsida, Malpighiales, Linaceae.
AUGGCGGAGGAGAAAGAAGCGUCUUCGAGUUCCCUGAACCAAGGCCUGACUCACCGUGAACCGGACCCGGACGACGACGACGACGACGAUGUUCUCAAGUCUGCUCCUGGUUCCCCGAGCUCCUCCACUCGCAAGGCUUGUUAUGCUGUUCUUCAAAGCUGGGCAACUAAGAAGUUCGUGACUGGAUGCGUCGUUCUGUUUCCAGUUGCGGUGACCUUUAUAGUGACGUGGUCGUUUAUCCAGUUGGUCGAUGGUUUCUUUAGUCCGAUAUAUGCUAAACUUGGCAUCAACAUCUUCGGCCUUGGAUUCCUCACAUCACUUCUUUUCAUUUUCUUUGUGGGCAUGUUUGCUUCAUCAUGGUUGGGUUCGACUGUCUUCUGGCUUGGGGAAUGGUUUAUAAAGCGGAUGCCAUUCAUGAAGCACAUCUAUUCAGCCUCUAAACAAAUAAGUGCUGCUAUUUCUCCUGAUCAGAAUACUACUGCAUUCAAAGAGGUUGCAAUUAUUCGUCAUCCUCGUCAUGGUGAAUAUGCAUUUGGUUUCAUCACAUCAUCCCUUACCCUUCAGAGAGAAGAUAGAGAUGAAGAAUUGUGCAGUGUUUAUGUCCCAACAAACCAUCUAUAUAUCGGGGACAUCUUUCUGGUCAGUGCUGCAGACAUCAUUAGACCAAAUUUAUCCAUUCGGGAAGGCAUAGAGAUCAUAGUUUCGGUGGGCAUGUCGAUGCCACAAAUGAUAUCUGCUGUGGAAAGGGUUUCGCAUCAUCAUCGUCGCAGCAGCAUAAUCCCCCUAACCAGAGUGGUGUGA